Molecule: messenger RNA, 780 nt
Organism: Leptinotarsa decemlineata (Colorado potato beetle)
Lineage: Eukaryota; Metazoa; Arthropoda; Insecta; Coleoptera; Chrysomelidae
Molecular function (GO): acyltransferase activity, transferring groups other than amino-acyl groups
Source: RefSeq, a predicted model, not a curated record
UAUGGCCAAACCUAUCAAUUGGCGGUGUUAACGCUGGAUGAAACUGGUGACACAGUAUAUGAAAGUCUAACAAAAACUAGAAGGAUAGAAUUUGAAAGGACAUUGUCGUUCUACGGAAUUCAUAAUAGUAUAUAUCCUGUCAUUGAAAGAGUACUGGAGAGUAAGAAUAUGAAAGUAAAAUUUGCCUCUCCAGCUUAUAUUUACAGCAUUCCAAAAGAGAAAGCAAUGCUUUUUAAUAUAGAAUGUCCGGAAGAUAUGAAGUUAGGAGAGAUCGAACUGCGUCACUCCAAAAAAAUCCACUCUGGAUGGUCCUUCAAGGAAUAUCCGCAAUCUUACGAGUUUGUGUGUUCUUUAAUUGACAACAAUGGUGGCGUAGGUUUAUUCCUGAAAUCUACUGAUGAACUAGUUGCGUGGGUAUUGAAAAGUGCUUUAGGUGAACUAGGAUUGCUACAUACUUCGGAAAAAUACAGAAGCAAAGGAUUUGCUUCAAUUGUUAUGAAACAACUGAGUAGGCAGAUUGCACAAGAAGGCGAAGAUCCCGUAACGAGUAUAUUACUGACAAAUGAAGCGUCGAAAAAGCUGGUCAAAAAAUUGGGAUUCAAAAACCAGGGUGUAAGCUACUGGUUUUCUGCGGAAAGAGCAGAUACGGACGAAUAACAGUUUAAAUUCAUUUUUGAAUCCUCUCUUCCAAAUACAGGGUCUUAAUGCAUGAUUCAUCAAAAUAUAUUUACAUAUGUUAAUAUACAGAUUGGUAAAUUAUACAAUACUUACCCAAACUAA